UACAUGACUUUUUUCAAAUUCAGCCCACUUGAUUUUGUUUUCUUUUAUGGACACCCCUGCGCCUUCACCUCCCUCUCCUUCUUCUCCACAGCAUCACCCAUCCACUGCCCCCGUCUCCGCCGAAAACCCGCCGAACCCGCUUCCCUCUGACCCGAAUCCAACGGCUUGUAACUCCGCUUCGUCCUCAAAGCCCCUCAACCGUGGAAAAAACAAGAAGAAAAGACUUAACAAAGAUGUACCAUCAUCCUCUUCUUGUUCCUUAUGUUCUACCAGCAAAGGCAAGGGAUUGGCGUUCAGACGACGCAACGUUAAGUUCCGGGCGGGUCAGGUUCGAAGGCCGAGCGAGGGGACUGAGAUAGAGGCUAUUGCUCUUCCUCUUGGAAUGUCGUUUGCCGCUGUUGUUGCUCAGGUUUUGGAAAGGAAAGAUGCAGCAGGUGAUAGGAUAUCCAUCGACCAUCUUUCAAGGAUCUGCACUUCAGCUGUCAGAGAAUCUUUAACCAAUGUUUUUGGGGACAAUUUUAAUUAUUUCGCGAGGAACUUUGAGAAAUCGUUUGGGAGCACAUUGAGGACUCUUAGAUUGAUUAAUGAAUCAUCCACCAAGAAGGAAGGAUACCACCUAAAAAAUCACCGUGUAUCUAAUUUGGAUUUGCCUUCUAAUGAAGCGGGUUGCUCAAGCAAUUCUGAGCUUCAUGAUUGUCACUCGGAAACAGACUUGCCUACUAUUGCAACUGAAGAUAUAUUGACCACCCCUGAAGUAGAACCUGAACAAACAACAGCAAGUUUUAUUUAUAAGGAACUUGUACUGCAUGAUCAAAACAACCAACUGGCUUGUGCCUCUUCAAGCUCAUUAGAUUCUGCAAUCAAUAAGAACGUGCUGAGUACGAUGGAAAAAUCUGUUAUAGAACAAGUCCGUUCGAAUGACCUCAAGGCAUUGGAGCUUGGUCUUGUAAUGAAAAGAUUGAAGUUGAAAGAGGCCCAGUUGGCUCUCAACCAUGAUUCAAAUCAUUUGGAGAGGUCAAAAUUAGCUGUGGGUAUAUCCAAGGCAUCCUUUAAAGCUGAAAAAUUCAAAAAUCAAUUAGAAGACAUGAGACAUGGUGAGCUGCUUAAAAAGUGCAUCGACUGUCUUGUAGCCGGUAUAGUCCUCAUGUCAGCUUCCCUUUCUUAUGCCGCUUAUGUUUUUUCAUACAAAAAGAUUUCUGAAGCUACUGCAGCCUGUGCGCCUUUACAAAAGGAAUCCAAGUCUUGGUGGAUGCCGAAUACAGUGUCAUCGUUUAAUUCAGGGCUGCAUACCAUUAAGUGCCAAGUUCAGGUUAUGAGCCGAAUGAUAUUUGGUUUUCUAAUGAUUCUCGCAAUAGCUUACUUGCUUCUCCAGCGUUCGGCCACUUCAAGACAGACAAUGCCUAUCACUUUUAUCCUUUUGCUCUUGGGAGCUGCCUGUGGUUUUGCCGGCAAGCUUUGCGUAGACACUCUGGGUGGAAGUGGAUAUUACUGGCUCAUAUGUUGGGAGAUUCUCUGCUCGCUGCAUUUCUUCGCAAAUGUCUGUACAUCACCAUUGUUCAUUAUCCUUCAUGGGCCUGUCGACAUUUCCCAAGGGAUGAAAGGCAAGACAGUGGUUCCAUACUGGGCACGUAGAUCUGUGUUCUAUGCUACUCUUCUUCUGUUCUUACCACUAAUCUGUGGCCUUAUGCCUUUUGCAACCCUUAAUGAAUGGAAGGAUCACUUCUCAGUACUAAUCUUAGACUCUCAAUCAUCAUCGAUAGACGAUUAAUGCUACAGUUUUGAGCGUCGUAUUAGUCACUGAUUCCUUGUGUCAUCGAGUUACUGUUAUUGACUAUUGGUGUAAAUUACUCUUGUAUUUUAUGUCAAGCUGCUCCGGUGUUGUAUUUGCCCUGAAUAAUUUUCUGUAGCUGCAGCUUGGUUUAUUUAUCUCUUGUAUCAGUAAUUUUAGGUGUCUCAACCGGAACGAGUCUGGCGAUAAUGUAAAUUAAUUUCUUUUACCUGGAAAAGGCAGAGGUAGAAUUUUCAAUCACAGUUGAUGUUUA
Pistacia vera is the source of this 2042-nucleotide messenger RNA. RefSeq names its product protein CPR-5. The transcript has 5 exons. The record is from RefSeq and is a predicted model, not a curated record. Gene Ontology annotation, biological process: trichome morphogenesis; leaf senescence; defense response. Lineage: Eukaryota; Viridiplantae; Streptophyta; Magnoliopsida; Sapindales; Anacardiaceae. The coding region runs from base 47 to 1768 and encodes 573 amino acids.